Eurytemora carolleeae is the source of this 839-nucleotide messenger RNA. RefSeq lists its product as uncharacterized. The record is from RefSeq and is a predicted model, not a curated record. Lineage: Eukaryota; Metazoa; Arthropoda; Copepoda; Calanoida; Temoridae. The coding region runs from base 370 to 753 and encodes 127 amino acids. The transcript is spliced from 7 exons.
UCUUGUUUCUUGUGUCUACACUUUGAGGCCUCUCCAAAUAGUUCUUUUGAAAUUGAGUUGUGGAGCAGGUAGGAUUGAGAUAAGUAGGUUUGUAAAAGGAAGGGUAUAGGGAAUUGCUCACUGUGUUCCUUCUAUUAUACUCUUUCCUAGUUAAGGGGUAUUAAGUAAACCCAUAACUCCACCCCUUACGCAAAAUGGGGAGUUGUAAGCCCUAAAGCCCCAUUGAGAGGAAUCUUUCACAGCAGUCCAGUUCUUCUUACAGGUGGUCGAGUAAAACACAGGUAUUGUUGUGCAUGGCAUGUAUACCCAUCAGGGGUUAUCCUUCUUUCAGUUACAACAUGGGCUGAAGAUGAAGUCUUGUUUUAUUUUAUGUACAUUCCUUGCUUCCCCUGUAGGAUACAAGAUGCAUGCACUCCACCAAACCAAAUAAGAGAGUUCCGUUUUCUUCUAAGAACGUGUGCUGUCUUUGCCAAUCUGAAGGCUGAUCUCCGAAAUGCAAUCAGAUUCAGUGCUGGAGUAUGUGAGGUUGGUUGGCUGAACUCACCCCCUCCUCAGUCAACUAGUUCAGUUAUUGACGUGAAAGUGAGAAUGAGCUUGAUGAUUGAUGGGCAAGCCGUGUCUCAUGAGUGUCCAGUGGAAUAUCCCUAUCCAUACAAAGAUGGGAAACGCUGUUUUGAGACGAAUCUUGAAGAAAAGUUUAAGGCUGUAACUGUUGGCACCAAAGGGUUUCUCACAAAGAAAAGUACAUCUUGAAGUGGAGGUAGUGUAAUGUGCUCAUUCCAAGAAUCAGAUAUAUGUGAACGGAGCAGCAAACUUAUUCACAAUCCUUUCCAGGAAUU